This is a messenger RNA of Drosophila novamexicana, 6400 nucleotides long. It is a transcript of the gene enc, whose product is annotated as protein encore. The transcript is spliced from 12 exons. Gene Ontology annotation, molecular function: nucleic acid binding. The record is from RefSeq and is a predicted model, not a curated record. Bases 149 to 6064 code for a protein of 1971 amino acids. NCBI's taxonomy places the organism in Eukaryota, Metazoa, Arthropoda, Insecta, Diptera, Drosophilidae.
CAAAAACAAACUCUAAUCGUACGCAAAGAUUCUUAUGAAACCAAACAAAAAGACAUCAAAACUGCAGCCAAUAAAAAGAAGUUGGAGCGUUCAACAAAAUGCAAUAGUUUUUCUCACACGCAAAGUACAUUUUACAUAAACUGUGAUUAUGAGUUCCACAAAAUCUCAAGUAGCCCUUGCUACAAAUAUUCCAACCAACUUAGCCUCCGCCUCAGCCACCUCCACUGCGGCCACCGCCGUUGUUGUUGUCGCCGCCGUUGCCAGCAACAAUUCAACGACGUCACCAGCAACUGCAGCAACUGCAGCAGCAGCGGGAGCAGCAGCAGCAGCGACUACAACUGCAACAGCAGCUGUGACGUCAUCGACAGCAGCCGCAAGUGCAGCGACAACAACAGCAACAACAAUAACAACAGCAGCCAGCAACAACAACAACAACAACAACAACUGCAACAGCAACAACAACGAGGAGCAAUCGAACGCCUCCAAUUUGGGGCGUCAAAACAGUUUUGGCAAUAAACGCGGCAACAUGAAGGGCAAACAUCUUACACGCAGUCAUGCCAUGCGCGAGUCCACAUCGCCGCCACGCACGCCAACGCCGCGAGGCGUUGCCGAGCAACAUCAGCAACACCCCAGCGAUGCCCACGAGCACAACAACAACAAUGCCAUACUUAACAACAACAAUAAUAGCAAUACAAAUACCAAUAGCAAAGCACAAUCAAGUGGACGCGGCAACUCGCCGUUGAUGGAAACGCCCGCUGUGAUUGUUACUAGUCAGCAGCAACAGCAACAGCAACAGCAGCAGCAGCAGCCGUUGAAUGUGCCGCUGCGCGACGAGGCUGAGUUUCCCAAGUUGUCGCCGCCCAAGAAAUCUGGAGCUGGACAUCAUAAUCGCACCAAUAGCAAUGGCAGCUCUGGCAUUGAAUACAACAACAAUAACAACAAAAAGUAUGUGGUAGACAUGAAGGCCAACGGACUGGACAAGCAUCACAACAACAACAGCAGCAACAGCAACAACAGCCACAACAGCAACACCAACAACAACAACAACUCAAACAACAACUCGUCAUCCGCGCUGCUCUACAAUUCGGGCAUGAAUUAUAAGGCCGCCGAGCGUCAUGAGCGCCAUGAGCGUCACGAGAUGUCCAGCCAGAAUAGCAAUCUCAGCAAUAGCAAUCACGAGGAGGAGCUGUAUCACUAUGAGCGCGGCUCGGGCGGCGGCGGCGGUGGCAAAAAGCAUCGCGCCAAUACCAACUCGAAGGGCUCCAAGCCGCGCUUGAAGAACCUUAGCUCGUCCGGCAGCAUCGAUGGCGGCAACAGCAUGAAUUGUGGCGGCGGCGGCGGGGGCAAUGGUCAAACAUUGGGCGGCAACAAUAAUUCCAACAAUUCGAGCAACAACACCUCGGGCUUUAUAUCGCGCGAAAACUCGAGUGAACAGUACACGGACUUCGGCGGCACAGAUCUGUUGACAUUCUUUCGCGAUACGCUCAAUAAGAAUCCCAAGGAUAGAAAUAUUCUGUUGAAAAUCGAAAAGGAUUUAAUGGACUUCGUACAGGAAAAGGGUCGUGGCUGUGAGUUUCGCUUUCCGUCGACCUCGUCGUACAAUCGCAUGCUGAUACAUCGCACGGCUGCUUUCUUUGGCAUGGAUCACAACGUGGACUCGGAGACGCAGCAGUGCGUCAUUGUGGCCGUCACCAAGGGCACACGCAUACCAGAGAUUCGCUUCAAGUCGCUGGUGCGUGCUGAUCAUCGCGAAGAUGCGCGCAAGUCAAUUCUGAAACGGGAUACGCACAGCUUCGAUGAGGUGCGUCAGUCGCCGUAUCUCUGCCCGGAGCGUCUCAUGCUCGACCGCAAGGCCAAGAGCUUUGAGGAGCGCGAGGAGGAUUACGAUCGUGCGCGCAGUCGCAUCUUCAAUCGUACCGCACAGCAGGACGGCUACCCAGGCGACGAUGACGCUUAUGGUGGUGGCUGGCACAAUGCAGUCGAGCAGCAGCAGCAGCAGCAACAGCAACAACAGCCGCCCAGGCCCAAGCGCCCCAAUGGCAAAAUGCUGCAGAUGCAGAAUUCGACGGAAUCGCGCGAUGGCGGCGGCAUGAGAUCUGGCGGUGCUGUGCCCAAGUCUCAUAACUUUGGCAAUUAUGGUGGACCGCCCAGUGCUGGGGGACCCGGUGGCGGCGGCGGCGGUUCGCUGCCGCGCGGCGACUCAACCAAUUCGAAUAAGAGCGGACGCGGCGGCUUUGCCAAGCAGGACUCGACCGGCAGCACCAGCACGCCCUGGCGCCUGUCGCCCUCGAGCAGCGGCUACAAGACACGCACCCAAUCCGUGCGCUCCGAUUCCGUAACGCCCUCGCCCACGGGCUAUGGCAGCGAUAGGCAGACGCCGGAGUUCAGCCAGCCGCCGGCGCAGGGCACAUCCUCCAAUCGGGGCAUGGCCUCGUACCUGCAGCAGCAGGCAGCCGCAGCCGCAGCGACAACAACACCAAUUGCAACAACAACGUCCAGCACACCAGAAUCGGCGGCAACAGCAUCGGGACUCGUCUGGGCCGUCACAGACAUUUCGAGUGUGCCAAUUGGCAGCGUCCUCAUUGAUCCGCAAACCCUCCAACCAAUUCUCAAUGCAGACGGCUCCAUUUACCACUACGACCCGUCCAAUUUGCCGCCGAAUCAGGCGCUGCAGCACGGUGGCAACAAUGGCGGCAACUAUCAGACGAGCGGCAACUAUGCGCCCAACUAUCGCAAGUCCUCGCCACAUCAACCGCUGCCGCCGUCGCCAAUGCAGCAGCAGCAGCAGCAACAGCAGCAGAUCUACAACAAUGAGCUGUCCUGCAGCUCCACGGAGAGCUAUGCCGAGGAGGCGCAGUCGCCGGGCAUGGACUGCUCCGACAGCUACGAGAGCUACCAGAACGAGCAACAGCCGCAGCAGCAGCAGCAGCAUCAGCAGCAGCAGCAGCAGCAGCAGCAGCAGCUGUGCGAUUCGAACAGCGGCAAGGGCGACGAAUGUGAUAGUCUGUCCAGUGCCACGGCCUGUCUGAGCAUUACGACCUCGACCUCCACCAAGAACUAUGAUCGCAUCGAGGUGCAAAAGUACAAGAAUCAGGCAACAAGUCCCAACAUACCCGGCAGCUGCGACAAGGAGCUGGAGGCAGCGGCACAGCUGCAACAGCAGCAACAGCAACAACAGCAGCAGCAGCAACAACAGUUGCUGGAGCCGGAAACGGAAACAUUGGUGGCCACAGCCAGUGUUGUGUCAGCGCCAACGGAGCUGCCCGCCAGCCAAACGCCGUUGCCAGCGGCGUCCUCGUCGGCUCCAUUGAAUUGUGAUGCGCAAUCGGUGUCGCCCAGCAGCACGCCCUACAGCCAGUGCGAGGUGGUGAAGCCGGCCAGCCAGAGCCAAGCUCAGUUAGUUGCCGAGGAGCCGAAGACCACCACCUGGGCAUAUACGCAAAGCUACCAGGCACCGGAUGGUUCCACCGUUUUUCAUACCACAACCACGCCCAAUGGCGCGGCGCCCUACACAUAUCAGCAGGGGCCCGAUGGCAGCAUCUAUGCUGUGCCCCAGGGCAUGGUCUACACAGCGUAUCCACAGCCCACUGUCAGCGGCGCCGCCUCCCAGCCGCUCUUCCAGCUGGCGAGCAACAGCCAGCCAGCACAGGCGCUAUUUGCCUCACAGGAGGCAGCCGGUGAGCUGCCCGGCACCUACAUGAUACCUGUCUACGAACCGGCCCAGCAGCAGCGCGAUGGCUUGAUACCCGCCCAGGCCAUAUACCAGACGCCGGCUGGACCAGCUACGGCUGUGAUGCCGAUGGCCACCGCCACCUAUCCGACAGCACAAUUCGCUGCCGCUGCUCCUAAUGGUGCGCCCAUUUAUCAGGCGCCGCUGAUAUACUCCAGCGAUCCGCCUGCCGCUCAGCUACAACAGCUGCAACAGCUGCCGAUGGCCACCUAUCCGAUUGGCUAUCCGUAUCAUUACUAUCAGCCCAUACCCUACUAUGUGUCGCAGCAGGCGGUCGCAGCAGCGCCCAUGGUAGCCACUGCAGCAGCUGGACAGCCGCCCACGGGGCAGACGUCGAUCCAGGCCCAGGCGCAAGCACAGGCACAGGCUGCCGCCCAGCUGAAUCUCGCAACUGCCACAGCGGCUGGUCCGCCAACGGUAGCUGGCGGCCAGCAGUCCGGCAAUGGACACAGCUCCGGCAACAGCGCUGCUGGCGGCGGCGGCGGCGGCUAUAUGGGCGGUGCACGGGUCAAGCGUACGCCCGGUGGCGGCUCCAUACAUUACAAUGCCAGCUAUCCGCCAACUGCGGCUGGACAUGCCAAUGCACAGGUCACACAUCAUCCGGGCGCCGGUACUGCCCAUCAUCAGCUCAUCAGCACGCCCGGCGCCAGCACAACGACAACAUAUCAUGCGCUGCCUACGCUGACAUUGGCGCAUGGCGGCGCGGGGGCCAAUUCCGAUCUCAAUGCGGCCGCCGCUGCUGCUGCUGCAGCCGCUGCCGGUGCUCACGUUUAUGCGGUGCCCGCCCAGCAUGCCACGGCAUUGAUACCAACCAAUAUAUUCCCGUAUGCAACGGGCCAGCCGGGCGCACAGCAGGCGGGACCGCAUAAUGCGUUGCUCCAGCAGCAGCAGCAGCAACAGCAGCAGCCACCGCAGCCGCCGCCGUCGCAGCACACGGCACCACAUCAUGCUCUGAUCACAGCCGCACCCUUCUAUACGGCAGCCAGCGGUUCCAUGGAUGUAGCUGCGUCACAGUCAGCGCCCAGCACGCCAGCAGCGCCCGGACGUCAGGCGCCGCUGUUCAGCACACCGCCAGCGCCCAAUGUUGGCGGCAGCGCCAACAACAGCAGCAGCGCCGGCGGCAUCUCUGGCGGAGCGGGCGGUGCGGGCUAUCACAGCAACAGCUCGACGCCGCACUACUAUCACAGCCAGAGCAGCAACGAGGGCGGCUAUGGCACACCCUACGAGAAGCGCAACAAUGCCAGCAACCUGGGCUCGAGUGCACCCACCGGUCGCAAGCCCUACCAUCCGGGUGGCUACAAUCCGCGUCACUCGGUGCCGCUGGGCGGCAUGCCGUCGGGCGCCAAGACGCCGUUGCUCAACUCCAACAACGAGCCGACGCCGCGCGCCUCGCCCAGCAGCAUCAGCCUGGGAGGCGGACCGUCGACCUCGUCGAGCUAUCAUCAUGCCGCGCACCGCGGACCGCCGCAUGCGCUGGGCAAGCGCGACAAUAAGCCCACACAGAUGCCAUUAAUCAGCGGACCACCGCCCAGCUAUGCCACAUCGAGCAGUCCAGCUGGUGGCGGCGGUGGCGGUGGCUACGAGGCCAAGCCUCCGAUGCGGCUGAAUGCGGGCGCCGCCAGUUUUCGCAGCCAGAAGUCGAUAAAUGCGGACUUUCGACGCAGCGUCUCGCAGCGCAACUCGCCAAGCGCCAAUGGAGCUGGUGGCAACGGCGGCAACAGCAGCCACGAGAGCAGCAACAACUCGCCCAACAGUAUUGCGGGCGGCGGCGGCGGUGCCGGAAGCAACAACAACAGCGCCGCCAACACGCCCAAUGCACCCAAUGCACCGCCCGCCGGCAGCCUGGGCACACAGUACAUUGUGGUGGAUCAUUCGACGGGUACCGCUAUGAACGCCUCGCCGCCAUCCAUUUACCUGAGUGGUGGCGGCGGAGGCGGCGGCGGCAAUGCUGGCGGCAGCGGUGCCGGACCGCGUACAUCGCACAUUCCAGCCCAGCUGCAUCACAGCGCCGGAGCAGCAGCAGCUGCGGCGGCGGCAGCAGCCGCAGCCGGCCAACAGGCCACAGCGGUGCUCAGCGGCGUUGGCGUUGCAGCGGCUGCACUCGGCGGCUACAAUCCCAAUGGCGCGUCCGGUGUCUACAUCAAGUACGGCCAGACGUACUUUGCGCAUCCCUCGGUGGCCUUGCCCAACAGUCGACGUUCGCCCUCGAGCGAUAUCCGACCGCAGAUGGCACAGGUUGCCGGCAUGUAUCCCGCCACAAUGAUGAUACAAGCACCUCCACGUCAUCCAAGUCGUCAUCCGAAUCCGAACUACAAAGGUUCGCGUCCGCGGUAAAUCUGCCGCCCAUUGAACAACUGGCGGAUGCGCGCACCUUAAAAUACACACAAAAAACAAAAGAAACAAAAAACACAAAAAAAAAACAAACGAAAAAAAGUACUACAUAAACAUAACGGCAUACCUAAGAUAAAUAUAAAUAGCAACCUAAUCUAGUGGAACAUAAUGUAGUUGACAAAAACAAAAGAAAGCAAGAAGAAGAUGAAGAGGAAACAGAUAAAAGUGAAAGAGAGAAAGAGUGAAGAAGUAGAAAGUAGUUGAUGUAACAGAGGGCGAGUACAGAGCAUAGGAGCAAAAGGCCGCGGCGAGUUGGAUGGUAGCAGCAGAGCAGACUAU